UUGAUAUAUUACAAUUGUCAUGUAGAGGAACUCAAAAUAAGAGAUAAGAAAUUAGAGAAAGAARGAAAACAAGAGGAGGAAGCAAAGAAGAAGUCAGAGAAAGGAGUCAAUAAAAGGGAAGUGGAGGAAACAAACGCAGUAACUUUCGUGGUAAAAGACCCGACGAAGCAAGACGAACGAAAACGAUUGAUUGAAGAUAAAAAACGCGAUGAAGAGGAAAAGAGAAAAAGAGAAGAAGAAAAAAGACGUAAAUUUGAAGAAGAACGUAAAAAAAGAGAGRAAAAACUGGAGGAAAUGAAAAGAGCCUUCUUGGCAAAGGAAAGACAUGAAGAACCAACUAAGGGAGAAUUAGAAAUCGUAGAUGGACUCAAAGAAACGGAGGUAAAARAUGAAAGCGAUAAACCAAAGCAGGGGCAGGAAGAAAUCCUUCAUCCAGUAACAGAAGAAGCGUGCUUGUCGUCUCCUACCUCUACCUUGGAGGCAGCUCCUAAUGAAACAGGGAUUACUWGUGAGACAAACGAGAAGAACGAAGAGGAAAAAGAAGAUGGGAAGAAAGAAAAAGCUGUUACUGAAGUCGAGGAAGCGACGGGAGUAGGCGAGGGAGCGAAGAAAGGUGAACAAGACGUCAAGAAAAAGCGCGGUAAAAAGAAACUACCGCUUUGUUAUCCACGUCGCAAACCCGUAAAAUCUACUGUUAAGACUSCCGAUAAACCCAAAGAAACAGAAAAGAAAGAGAAAAGGCAUGAACCAAAGGAAGAAGAAAUCUUAAAUCCUGUCGCUAGUACUUCUAUCAAGCUCUAUUCGCCUAUAACUGCUGUACGAGAUCAAGACAUCGAUAUGUUGAUGGAAUGGGAGAAAGAAGGUACUCAAGGUUGGAAGAAAGAAAAGACAUCACGUGAUUUUCAAAUAUGGAAACGAAAAGCCCGAGAGGGUUGUCCGCCCGUCASCAAGGCGAUUCUCACACUAAAUGAUAUUCCAUAUGAAAACGCUGUUGAAAUAAUUAGUGACUGGGACACCAGGCAAGACUGGGACAAGACGUUCGAUAAAGUUACAGUAUUAGAAACAAUUGAUACAUCAAGACUCGUCUAUUGUCCUGUCAAAAAGAAAGAACUUUUCUUGRCCGUUAAAGACAGACAAGAAGAACAGUACUACGCGUCCGCCUGGAAAAACACAACACAUCCAAAAAUUGACGAUAAUAAAACCAAAGAACUUAAGCUUGACUACCUGGUUUCUGGUCUAGUGAUUCGUCCAAUCAGUAGCGGUGGUUCCCAGAUCACCCUGCUCUGCCAGGUCAAAGGCUCGGUUCCUUCACAAGUCAAGAGYACAUUCUUGGCAGCCAACCCAGCCAAAUGGAUCGAAGAUCUCAAAAAACACCACGCUAGCAAAACUAAGGAAAAUGCUGCAAAAUAAGAGCAUGCUUCUAAUAAGUCAUGAAAUAGUCUUUAAUUAAAAAAAAGGUUUAAAAAAGGUACAGCGGUUUCUGUGUGAGACCACAUGUAGAAGAGGUUAUUGAAUUUACUUGCAGAGAUAAGAUAAAACAACUAGUAGAUAAAGUGCCUAAAAUAUUUAGAGUACAGUUUUUGAACUGCCAUUUAAAAGCUGUUAUGUUGAUGCUGGUGGAAUGUUACUUCAUUGCCUGUACGGUGCAAAAUUGCGCGCAGUUUUGAAAGCAAUCAAUGCUGCCAGCCAUGUCACACGACGCAAUUUGUUUCACGCAAUGUCCUACUUCAGMCUGCAAUAUUGCGCGCAAUGUUGCGCCUUGUGUCCACGCCUUCGGGUAGCUAUCCUGUGGCACUAGUUUAGUGUAGUUCGUUCGUUGCAUUUGAUUUUUGCACAGCUCCUAGCUUUCCCGCUUUAGUAUUUUCACUUCACUUUCACUAUGUUGUACGAAUUUUAGAAUUGUAAAAUGYUUUACGAUAUUUAAGGACAUUUAUAUUAAUAAUUAGCUAGAGAGCUCUAGUUAUCAUGUAUUCAAGGGAUUUUCAAUCAAAUCUAUAUUCUUUGAUUUUACUAAUGCAAGCAGAUAAAUUGAAUAAUCGCGUGCUCCAAAACACUAAAACCUUGAGUCGUGUGCGACAUCAGAAAAUGAACGCACGAAACAACAUGUGAUUAACGUUCCAAAGUU
Molecule: messenger RNA, 2125 nt
Organism: Actinia tenebrosa (Australian red waratah sea anemone)
Lineage: Eukaryota; Metazoa; Cnidaria; Anthozoa; Actiniaria; Actiniidae
Molecular function (GO): lipid binding
Source: RefSeq, a predicted model, not a curated record